UUUCCUAGGUUUGGUAGACUCAAUUUUAGCGCUAGCUAAAGCUACAUUUCGUCUCCAAGCGUUCAUCAAACCGAGAUAAUCAAUGUAUACGUACCCAUGUCAAAAGGCUCUCGCACAGCUCAACUCGAUCCACAGAAUCCAAGGUACUCAUCGUACUGUAGGUAACUGGUCCAGUUAAUCCACGUUGAUCGCCCUUCUUUAUCUGAAAAUGGCCAGCCAGCUAUCGAGAUAAAAAUAAAAAAAAUCAACAAGACUGACACGUCUGAUCAACUGGAUAACCAAAACGAGGAAUUAUUAUUUGUAAAAAGCUAACUAAUCGGUUUUCCCGACAGGACGGAUGCGGUCCCGCGCUGUUUUCACUUGCAUUAAUGCAUACAACGUCAAAAGUGGAUGUUAUUUAAUCAUAAACAGAGACGUUAAGACACACAUCUACCGGUCGGUCACCAACCAGCUGGGAUGGUCGUCACUAGUUACCACGGCCACAAAGUCAUCAACUCUGCCUAUUUCUACAAUUUCUCUUAUUAAAAUCAGAUUUCAAACCUAACAUUAACCACGUUGAUAAGCCUAACCCUUAAUUAAGAAUUUUGUUUUCAGACUUUCUUUGUUUUGUUACGAUAUAACAAAUGUUGACUUUGUGGCUGUGUUAUCUACUGCAAACCAAAAAAAUGAUUACCACUCUGAAUUCGGGGAAACAUCGAGCCUGAAUAGGAUCAACCAUCUUUAUCAACGUUAGUUAGUCCAGAAUACCUCUAAAGAAAUCUAAAUAAUCAUAAGCAUAUGUGAAGAACUACAAAAAAAAUGUUGACUGAUUUAUUCCAUGAAAAUGUGAAUAAAUACAUUAGGUUGAAUUUAGAGCAGGCAGUAAUUGGGACGCCAUUUAGAGGAAGGCUGGAAAAAGACCUUUCUAAGAAUGCGGAAGUGGAGCAGUCAAUUCCAAUGGAUCUUUCUUAUUGUACUUCAGUGCAAUGGACAGUUCUAUAGGAUAUGAUUAAGUGGAAUGGAUGGAAACAAUGAAUGUGGCGAGGUGGACUAUUUGCUGCAAGAUGAAGACUCACUCAUAGAAGGAGUCAGCAACCCUGUCUUGUUUGUGGUCGUUCUCAGUGUCACGUUCCUGUGUGGACUGGUAACUCUGCUCUGCAGAAAUGAGCAGUAUAACAUCCACCCAGAGAACCAGGAACAUGUCCGUGCCGUUCGGCAACAGCUACAGUCCGAAUCUCAGGAAGCUGAACCAGCCGAACCCAGGCGACAGUUCUAUACAGACAUGUCCUGUCCAGUGUGUCUACAGCAGGCCGUGCUGCCUGUGGAAACUAACUGUGGCCACCUCUUCUGUGUCUCCCCUCAGCAGGUACAGGAUGGAACGGUUGAACCGCUCCUCAUCCUCCGGGAUCUCGGCGACUACAACCGCAGGUUCUCCGGACAACCCAGAUCUCUGAUGGACCGGCUGCGUGACGUCCCCACGUUGCUACGCCACCUCUUCAGGGAGAUGUUCUCCGUCGGGGGCCUGUUCUGGAUGUUCCGGAUCCGUGUCCUGCUGUGUCUGAUCGGGGCUCUGACCUACCUGAUCUCCCCUCUGGACUUCAUCCCCGAGGCUCUGUUCGGUCUGCUAGGCUUCCUGGAUGACUUCUUCAUCAUCCUGCUUCUGUUCAUCUAUAUCUCUAUCAUGUAUAGAGAGGUGGUGACCCAGAGACUGGCAGCGUGAUGGAGAGAGGUGGUGACCCAGAGACUGGCAGGGUGAUGGAGAGAGUUGGUGACCCAGAGACUGGCAGGGUGAUGGAGAGAGGUGGUGACCCAGAGACUGGCAGGGUGAUGGAGAGAGGUGGUGACCCAGAGACUGGCAGGGUGAUGGAGAGAGGUGGUGGACCCAGAGACUGGCAGGGUGAUGGAGAGAGGUGGUGGACCCAGAGACUGGCAGGGUGAUGGAGAGAGGUGGUGACCCAGAGACUGGCAGGGUGAUGGAGAGAGGUGGUGAAGAGAGGUGGUGACCCAGAGACUGGCAGGGUGAUGGAGAGAGGUGGUGACCCAGAGACUGGCAGGGUGAUGGAGAGAGGUGGUGACCCAGAGACUGGCAGGGUGAUGGAGAGAGGUGGUGGACCCCUAUUCAAUUCAAACUUCAUUGUCCGCUGGACUGCACAGAAAUUGAUUGUGUAGGACUAUAUUAGACACAAUGCCAGGACCAGUGUCCUAUAAUCGAUUACGACUGGGAGUUCCACCAUGCAAAUGUGGGGACUAGUUAGUGUCUGCUGGCAUCAAAAGGUCAAUGAUUGAGAGUCCUAAAGUUAAUAUUCAGAUAAGUCAUAAUGUCUGCUUGUUUUAUCAGUUGAGAUGUAAUCUUUUGAAUCUGAAAGUGUGUGUUUAAAAAAAAAUGAUUUGUAUUAUUAUUUUAGGAACUGACUAGUUACCAAGCUGCUGCUGGAUUCCAUCUAGUCUUUGUAUAAAUACCCUGUAGCAUGACUGUGGCAUGUAAAAAGAGACUGUUAUCUCAUCGUCUUAUGUGUAAGGAUUAAUAAUGUGAAAUAUUAUUAUUAUUAUUAAUGAGGAAUGAAAACCGUAGACUUAUUUGAACAAAAAUAAUGACAUUUGUUACAGAUUAAAAUGAUUGUAUCUAUUUUAGUUUAAGGGCUAGACUUCAAGAAAUGUAAAAAA
Molecule: messenger RNA, 2643 nt
Organism: Oncorhynchus kisutch (coho salmon)
Lineage: Eukaryota; Metazoa; Chordata; Actinopteri; Salmoniformes; Salmonidae
Gene: rnf170
Product: ring finger protein 170
Exons: 6
Coding region: 998-1699 (233 amino acids)
Molecular function (GO): ubiquitin protein ligase activity
Source: RefSeq, a predicted model, not a curated record